This is a messenger RNA of Hyla sarda, 1115 nucleotides long. It is a transcript of the gene SFTPC, whose product is annotated as surfactant protein C. Gene Ontology annotation, biological process: respiratory gaseous exchange by respiratory system. The transcript is spliced from 7 exons. Bases 1 to 654 code for a protein of 217 amino acids. The record is from RefSeq and is a predicted model, not a curated record. Gene Ontology annotation, cellular component: extracellular region; alveolar lamellar body. Lineage: Eukaryota; Metazoa; Chordata; Amphibia; Anura; Hylidae.
AUGGAGACGCAUCGAGAGCGCCCGAAACUUCAUCAUGGAUCUUCUAACAAAGUGGAGCUUAGCAUAUCAACAGACGAAUCUGAGCUGAGAUCUUCCUCCUGCUCAACACCUCGGACGCGACAGCUUUCGGGGGCGUGCCCCCUUAGUCAUGCAUACCAGGUAUACUCAGAGCUGCUUCCUCUUCCCCGUAUCCCAUGUCUCGGCGGUGUUAAGAAGCUCCUGUGUGUGGUGCUGGUUGUGGUAGUCCUGGUUGUGGUCCUUCUUGGGGUCCUCAUGAUGGGUCUGCAUUUGAGCCAGAAACACACAGAGACGAUUUUCCAAAUGUCUCUGCAUGAUAAAGCGGAUGACAAGCUAAGAAGUAAUGGUGUGGCAACCUUCCAUCUUGACACUGGCAUCAACACUUCGGCUAGUGUUGUAUACGACUACAGCAAGCUGUUGAUCUGCACUCGCCCACGCCCCGGACACGCAUGUUAUAUCACACAUAUGGAAUCAGAACGCGUACAGAGUCUUCAGAACAUUGCCGAAAAUGUGCUGAGCAAGGUGAGCUCUGAGGCUGUCAAACUAAAUGAUCCCCUUAAGUUGGUGAGUGAUCCUUCCAUCUUGGGCACUACCAUCCGAGUGCUGUGCGGAGACCUGCCAGUCUACUGGACCUAAUAGAACUUUCAACAUCUUGUGACCAUCCAUGUCCCUCACACACUUCUACCUGCCAUGUCUAGACUCGCCACGUAAACUAGAAUUCUGUACAAAUGUUCAUUCAAUUUCUGCGUAUGUCUACACACUUACUGCCACCUCCCUCUCAGGUGAAGUCUAUAGAUUAUAUAUUGAUACUAUACUUAUGUAUAUUUUUACCACUACCCAUCAAUAAUGAAGUUUGAGAUGGUGUAACCCAUAGCAGCCAAUACAACGGUUGGUUGCACUGGUAUAUGGCCCAUCUAAUAAGCCCUAUAGUGUAUACACCAAGGAUCCCUGCAUGUGCCUACUUUCUUCUAUUUGAAGCUCCAUUCCUGGAUGCCAUAUACAAACCUGUCCGUGUUAUGUGCCUUUUCUCAUGUCUGAAAUUUAUUGUAGAAAAUAACAGUCAAAUCAAAUGUUUGCAAAAAUAAAAAUUUCCGCAU